AUGGAAGAUAUCAAUGAAAGACAGAAGCGUAUAGCAUUGUUAAGGGCCCAAAGAAAAGCUGGGAAUAAACCCCAAGUCACCAAAGAAGAACCAAAGCAAGCCAAUACGGAGUCUGAUGUUCCUGAGACGAUUCCAACGCCGAAUGAAAUUAAUGUUAUGAAACUUUCAGGUAACGAAACUGUUGAAUUGGUAUCUAAGGAUAUCGAGAACCGUAUAUUUGCCAGAUCCAAAGAAGUUGCUGAUAAUGCAAUAGAAUUCGAAAAUCUUGAAGUUGAAAAGAAGCCCACUUACAACCAAGACUUGAAGGAUAGUAUGAAGAGGGAGUUUGAAAUUGCACAACAGCGUACCAACAAAGUGAUCAAUCAGAUCUUACAAGAAAAGUAUACAACAAAGAACGAUUAA
Molecule: messenger RNA, 402 nt
Organism: Yamadazyma jaroonii
Lineage: Eukaryota; Fungi; Ascomycota; Pichiomycetes; Serinales; Debaryomycetaceae
Source: the annotation of a GenBank genome assembly